Messenger RNA from Octodon degus (degu), 969 nucleotides. Its product is annotated as olfactory receptor 2L2-like. NCBI's taxonomy places the organism in Eukaryota, Metazoa, Chordata, Mammalia, Rodentia, Octodontidae. Gene Ontology annotation, cellular component: membrane. Gene Ontology annotation, biological process: G protein-coupled receptor signaling pathway. Gene Ontology annotation, molecular function: olfactory receptor activity; G protein-coupled receptor activity. Bases 1 to 969 code for a protein of 322 amino acids. The transcript has a single exon. The record is from RefSeq and is a predicted model, not a curated record.
AUGGAGAGCUACAAUGAGACCGUCACCACAGACUUCAUUCUGCUGGGCCUCUGGCCUGAGUUCCGCCACCUCGGUGUCCUCAUCUCCCUCAUUCUUCUGGUCUACCUGCUGGCUGUCAUGGGCAAUGCUGCCCUCAUCCUCCUCAUCCUGUGGGAUGCCCGACUCCACACCCCCAUGUAUUUCCUGCUCCGCCAGCUGUCCUUCAUUGACUUCACCUUGAUCUCAACUACUGUCCCCAAGAUGGCCUCAAACUUCUUCUCAGGGAGGAGAACCAUAUCCCAGGGUGGCUGCGGAGCCCAGGUCUUCAGCAGUCUAACUCUGGGGAUUGCCGAGUGCCUCCUGCUGACCUUCAUGUCCUAUGACCGCUACGUCGCUGUCUGUAAGCCCCUGAGGUACUCGGUCCUCGUGAGCCCCAGCCUCUGCACCCAGAUGGUCGCAGCGUCCUGGGCAGGAGGGGCAGUCACAUCCCUCGCUCACACAGCCUAUGCCAUGCACUUCCCCCUCUGUCGCCCCAGGGUGAUCCCACACUUCCUCUGUGAGGUCAUGGCCCUCCUGAAGCUCACGUGUGAGGACGUUUCUGCGUACGUGAAGGCAGUGGUCGCGUCCAGCUUUCUGGUGGUUCUCAUUCCCCUGAGUCUCAUCCUGGCCUCCUACACCCUCAUCCUCCUCACUGUCCUCCACAUGAACUCCCCUGAGGGCAGGAGCAAGGCUCUGGCCACAUGCUCCUCCCACCUCUGCGUGGUCACCCUCUACUUUGGCCCCGCCAUAUUGGUUUACAUGAGGCCUGGCUCCUCUGAGACGCCCAAAUUAAACCAGUCUCUCUUUAUGUUUAAUGCCAUCCUUACCCCUAUGCUUAAUCCUCUCAUUUAUAGCCUGAGAAACAAGGAUGUCAUGGCAGCUUUAAAGAAUACCAUCCUUAGGAGACGCCCCCUACAAAAGAUGGAAAACCACUGGGAAAGCUACAGUUGA